AGAGGUCGCUUAAAAGGCAGGGACAGCAUACAAACACUAUCUGUCUCGUCAAAAGGUCCAGGAUGAGGAUUGAGGUCGCUCUUCAGCUGGGCUUCUGUGGCCUGUGUCUCACUGUGGUGCUCAUUGGAGAAGGAAUUGGAGCAGAACUUGCUGAUCCACCAGCAGUGGACUGUGCCUGGAGCCGCUGGUCAGACUGGAGUCCUUGUGAUCCUUGCACCAAAAGCAGAAGGCGUUCUCGAAGUGCUGAAGUGUUCGGCCAGUUUGAUGGUCAAUCCUGUCAGGGAUCCCUGGGGGAAAGGGAGUUCUGUGAAACGAAAUCUGUAUGUGAUCAACCACCUCCACCUGCAUGCUCUGAUUCAGAGUUCCAAUGCGAGUCAGGUACUUGCGUCAAGAAAAGAUUGAUGUGCAACGGGGACUACGACUGCGAGGAUGGAUCAGAUGAAGAUUGCGAUCCUAUCCGUAAACCAUGUCAAUCAGGAGAUCUGGAGAGCAAUGAGCAAGGCAGAACAGCAGGAUAUGGAAUCAACAUCUUGGGUGCAGAUCCUCGAAUGAACCCCUUCAACAAUGAUUACUUCAACGGGAGGUGUGAUCGAGUGAGGAAUCCAAACACCGGGCGAGACGACAGGCUUCCCUGGAACGUCGGUGUGCUAAACUAUGAGACUCGGGUGGAGGAAACCAUCUCUAGAGAAAUCUACGAAGACACACACAGCCUCCUGAGGGAAUUGCUGAGAGAGAUGACUAUUAAAGUCGAUGCGGGACUUUCCUUCAAAUUCAACCCGAGCGAGCCGUCUCUGUCUAAUGUUUCUCUGGGUGUGAAUUUAGGUGGUCAAUACGAGAAGAAGACAAUGAUUAAGACGGUCUCCGAGUACUCCAACAUCAAGAACAAUAGUUUUUUGCGGGUAAAAGGAAACGUACAGCUAAGCACCUACAGAAUGCGCUCGCAUCAGCUCCAAGUGGCCGAGGAGUUCGUGCAGCAUGUCAGGUCUUUGCCUUUGCAGUACGAAAAGGGUAUUUAUUUUGCUUUUCUGGAGGACUAUGGGACCCACUACACCAAAAACGGGAAGUCCGGCGGCGAGUACGAGUUCAUCUACGUUCUCAACCAGGACAGCAUCAAGGCAAAAAAUCUGACAGAGCGAAAGAUUCAAGAAUGCGUCAAAUUAGGCAUCACGGUGGACUUCGCAGGCACGGAGUUAUCUGAUGGGCAAGGAAAGCUGUCACGGGACGGCUGUGAUGACGUAAAAUCAAAAGUAGAAGGUGAAGUUUUCGGCAAAGCAGUGGUGGAUAAAGUGAUGACAUCAGUUAAAGGAGGAACUCUGGAAAGUGCCGUUGCUAUGAGGGCGAAAUUGAACAAGGAAGGCGUCAUGGACAUCGCUACGUAUCAAAAUUGGGCCCGGACCAUCGCUGAGGCCCCCGCACUGAUCAACAGUGAGCCUGAGCCCAUCUAUAAUUUAGUUCCUGAUAUUCCAGGCGCUAACUCCAGGAUAGCCAACCUGAGGCGGGCCACGGCAGACUACGUGGCCGAGUACAACGUGUGCAAGUGUAAGCCUUGUCAUAACGGCGGUUCUCUGACUCUGCUGGACGGAAAGUGUAUGUGCCUGUGUCCUCACCUGUUUGAGGGUUUGGGCUGCCAGAACUUCAAGGGCGAUAAAGCUAACCCACCAGCUCCAAGACCCGCAGUCAAUCAGGAAGGUAACUGGUCAUGCUGGUCCUACUGGUCCAACUGUAGUGGAGGGGUACGCACGCGGACACGCACCUGUAACUCAGACGGGGUGCCUGGAGCUGCGUGCAGAGGAGACACCAGAAGUGAUGAAUACUGCUAAACAGAAAAUAAACCACACAACUAUUUCCAUUUACACACACAACCUGAAACCUACUGUGUUUUUACAGCGCCCCCUGCAGGUUGGUAAUGAGUAAUGCAGGUCAUACAUUUCUA
Messenger RNA from Labrus mixtus (cuckoo wrasse), 1933 nucleotides. It is a transcript of the gene c9, whose product is annotated as complement component 9. Bases 63 to 1820 code for a protein of 585 amino acids. The record is from RefSeq and is a predicted model, not a curated record. Gene Ontology annotation, biological process: immune response. The transcript is spliced from 11 exons. Lineage: Eukaryota; Metazoa; Chordata; Actinopteri; Labriformes; Labridae. Gene Ontology annotation, cellular component: membrane attack complex. Gene Ontology annotation, molecular function: protein binding.